GUUGUGGUCUUCUACCUAGUACCACACUAGCACUCUAACACAGCCUUCGCGGGUGUCGCCUAUUGCGUGCAUACGUUCGUGGCGUGGGGUGCAGAGCUACAGCUACAGAAAACCAUCGCAAAGGAGCGGAAAACGCGAGGGACUGAGGAAUUUUGGGUAUACAUUUUGGUCUUUUUCCUAAAUCUUAUGCGCCAAUGCCAAAUCAACAGGAUCGAUUUUCCCAAUUACAUGGUCAACAUGAACGUUUUUUGAUCAUCAGAACUUCCCUACUGAUAUGAUUUAGCAUCAGUUGUACUUCGACAACGUCGCUCCCUGAUAGCUCUCCCGAGCGUAGAGGUGCGGCAGUCGGAGCUGCGGGGAGGUCGGUGCCCUGUGGCGGCAACCUGGUUGAUUGACUGACUGGGUGAUACUAUAAUCUUGCUCGAUACUAUAAUCUUGUGCUUGAGACGAGUACUAGAAGUCUAGUUAUAGGGAAGAAAAUGUUGCUCAGGAUCGAGUCUCAGUUUUCGUCAGCCUACGAAUCCUCUAAGUCACUGGCCGCCCUUGUCCUGCCCCGAAUCCCAAGUUUAAGGAUAAGGAGACAAUAGUUUUAGUUGAUACAAAAAAGAAGUAGUAGCAUCGCAGUAGCCUGGCAUACCCCUAGAGUGGGUACAUUCACUCGCUCACUCAACCACUUUAAUACUCAACAAAAGGUGUAAGAUUUGACUUGAACAAUACGUACGAACACGAGAUGAUCAAAGCAGGAUGAGGAUCCAUGAUCCUCUUCUAUCCUAAGAUGAAGUAGCAGAGUACCGGUUAGUUUUCCCUCAUGUAUCCCAGGUUAGAUCCUCCAUCCAAUAGGAGAGCACAACUGUGUAGUGCAGAUGCAAUAGUAGAUGAGCUGGGCAAUCAGUUCUACUUUGUUGUAGGAAUUAGAAACAAGAGCCCUUAGUUGAUAGAAUCAGAAAUUACGUUUACGACCACCAUGUCUGUCUCUCUUUAUUAGGCAGACCAAAAACUAGCCUAAUUCUUACCGAAAAUUCUUGCUCUAAGAAGUAUCGUGUACCUCCGUCGAGCCAUUAAGGAAGCAGAAUCCGAACAAGACCACGUGGAGCCAAGUGCAGUGACCCCAAGGAAUAUCGACAUUAAGAAAAAGAGAGCAAGUAGACUUCUUAGAAAUAAAUAGUAGGGGUCUUCUCGUCCACCUAUGAUCUAACUUAAUUGCAAUGCAUGGUAAUUAGUCAGGACGGAGCGCAGCACUAACGAAGUAGGAUCAAGAAGGACACGUCGAAUGAUUACCGCGGGAUCUGUCGUGCGUUCCUUUGCAGCGCAUUAUGUCGGUCAGGCGGUCUAAUAGAAGGGGGUAGAGGUGGCGUUAUACGAUCAGAGAAGAUGAUAGUUGAAGAAUAAAUCAAAAUUAGUAGUCCUUCUGUGGCUGCAAAUGUUCGCUCGAUGAUGCAGGUCACACUGUGGACGGCGAACUACCUCCUAUCCUAUCCUAUAACAGGAGAGACCAACACCUAACCUAACCAAAGAGAGGCCGCGAGGAACAGGAGGUUGCGAACUUAUCCUAGUACAUGGGUAUGUUCUUGGUUGUACCUUGUUAUAGUACUACCACUAAUAAUAGUACGGGCAGCCCGCUCACGACACGAGGUAAUGGCGCGGGGAAAAAGACCGAGCAGCAAGGUGGCGCUCAAGAGGAUGAAGACGACACUCACUACGGGUCAGUCGCGACGUCUCCUGUUUAAUAGGGAGUCAAUCGCGACUUCUGCUGUCUAGUAGUGGGUCAAUCGCGACCUCUCCUGUCUGGUAGUGGGUCAAUCGCGACUUCUCCUGUCGAGUAGUGUUCGUGGUGGUCUAGUUCCAGCACCUAAGGCUGAAGCUGCUACUCAAUAGCAAUACCUCCUUCACGCAGAUUCUGUUUGUGGGUGACGUGUGUUGUUGACGCAGAACUGUUCUGAACAAUCAUUAUCAUACUUAGAUACUUAGAUUUCCGAGCAUUCAUGAUCCACCUUGCCGUCAAUUGCAAAACCCGAAAUCUAGUCCCUUCACGUAUUUACGAGCAUAUCACGCAUUCACGACACACAGAUUGAUACAUUCAUGAUUAUAGAUAAUGUUCAAGCUAGUCAUGCUGACGAAUUUUGAUCUUCUUUUACAUUAUUGCAUUACUUAGUACUGAGGGAUGAUAAACGUAACGAAGUCUUAAUCUUCUGCAUCAUACAUAUUGCCAUAAAGAUAUAUCAAGACAUUUCUUACAUCACACACUACCACACCGUACUUCACACCAUAUCUGACUCUUACCCUCCGCUAGUAACUACAAUUGGAUGCUGUGUAAGAGUUUACAAGCUUUCCUCAAUCCUCAUACUAAUCAGUUGCGUCUGACCUUCCACUACAACCUAGUAUUACCAGCAAAAAGGAUCUUCGUUGGUCCUCCCUAGCAACAUUAACUAAAGAGCAAGAGGAUCCUCAUUCCUAAGAACAUUUCGCACUUGUUUCCCCGUAAGAGUCACUAAGGAGUACAACAAAUGAUCAACAUCUUGUCCCUUGCAUGCUGUAACUUCAUUCAAGCCCCUUCGCUUUCCCUUUACCCACCUUCACGCACAGUCACGAUGACGACUCUUUCUUCUUCAUCCUUGAUUAGCGCUUGGUUCUGCGAUGCGGUGAGUAGGUUUGCUAGGAUUGAUACCCAUCUCCUGCAUCUAGUCAAGAAUAUGUGACAUCGUGGCAUGUACAGCCACACGCAUAUUGUGACUACCAUCUUGCGCCUG
Amoebophrya sp. A25 is the source of this 2747-nucleotide messenger RNA. NCBI's taxonomy places the organism in Eukaryota, Dinophyceae, Syndiniales, Amoebophryaceae. The record is from the annotation of a GenBank genome assembly.